UUUACCCAUUCUUCCCCGCAUCCAUAUCCAUAAUGGCAAUUUCCAAAUCAACACAAUCGCCUUUGGGUUGGCCCCUCUUCAUUUUCCUCACACCCCUUACCCCACCCAUUUUCCCCCAUCGCAAUUUUCCGACUCUCUCCCAUUUCCUCCAAUUUACCCAUUCUUUCCCAGCCCACCACACAAUGGCAAUUUCAAAUCACGAUCGCCUUGGGGUUGGCCCCAAUUGUCCCCUUUCCCCACCCAUUUCCCCCAUCGCAAUUUCCCCUCCCAUCUCCAAAUGGGCCCAUUCUUUCCCACCCCACACCCAUAAUGGCAAUUUUCAAAUCAAAAUUGCGCGGGCCCAUUCCAAAUCGGCCACUCUUUUCAAAUUGCCCAUCUUUCCCAUUAGCAGAAAAAAGGCACUAAAAAGUGUGUAUAUUGGUGCUCAACAUACUAUGCAGUAUCAGACCCAAUGCAAACAACAAAAUCUUCAUUUUACAGUAUACCAAUAUGAUUCAACAGUGGGUCAAUUCUACAAACAAUGGAUUCAAACGAGAGAGAAUUUGGGGAUUUUCUCCCAUUAUGAUUCUUGUCAAGCAAUCUAUCAACUAGAUUGUCCUCUGUGUAUUUAGAUGAAAGAAUACUAGUACUCGUUGGUAUUUCGUCUGCCAACUCUACUUGGGUAAAUUCUUCCAAUAAAUCCAUACGAUCGUGAAGCAAUCGGUGGUAAAUAGACUAUCAAGGAUAUAUAAAUACUAUAUGAACUAAAGUCUAGGGUAUAAUGACUCUUCU
Messenger RNA from Galdieria sulphuraria, 771 nucleotides. RefSeq lists its product as uncharacterized. The record is from RefSeq and is a predicted model, not a curated record. Bases 33 to 611 code for a protein of 192 amino acids. The transcript has 2 exons. Lineage: Eukaryota; Rhodophyta; Bangiophyceae; Galdieriales; Galdieriaceae.